AUAAAAAAUAUAAAAUAUUGUUACCAAAACACAGAAGCUUAUUAAAAAACAAAAGCAGCAAACACAAAAUAAUAUAAUUCUAUGUUUAAAUAUAAACUUAAAAUAUUAAUUUUAUGUCUAAACAUACAUUUAUAUGUAUAUAUACUUUAUAUUAGAAACUUGUACAUAUAAUAUAUGCAGAGAUCCGUACAUAUAAAAAUAAUGCGCAGACCAAAUUUCUUACUAAAAUUUUCCAUAACUAUAAUAUUUUUUUUUGUAAAAACGAUAACUAUAACACACACACACACAUAUAUAUUUAUUGACGGUUAACUACAAAAAAAUAUUAUGCGUAGAAUUUAACUAUAUACGCAUUAUUUUUAUAUAAAGUUUUAGAAUUAAAUAAUUAUUGAUAAAUAAUAUUUACAAAUUUAAAUUACAAAGUUAACAAAAAUUAACAAAUAUUUCUAAAAUUAGGGAAAAAUAUAAGUCUACGAAUAUGAUAUAGUAUGCAAUAAUAAUAAUUAUAUUUCAAUAAAAUUUAUUGUACAAAAUAUCAAUUAAAACAUUAAUAAAUGAAUUUAACUUAAUACAAUUUUAAUGGAUUUAAGUAGUGAAGAUAAAACUUUAAUUAUUUUGGGCAGUUUUACGUUUUUUGUGUGCUUUAUAUAGUGAUAACUGUAAGUCUUAUAUACUACAUUAUUUAUCAAAAUUUAAUAAUAUGUUUUAAAUAAGAAAAUAAUUUUUGGUUUUUGCUCGUAGCAAAUUGUAAAGAGAAACCAAGAACAAAUGGAUUUUAGUUUUUAGGUAAAAAGAAGUAAAAAGGGUCAAAAAUUAAUUUCCCUAAAAAGUAGGAAAUCUAUUUUACCUAAAUCAUGAUUGGGUAGAAAAUAGAUAUUGGAAAAUCAAAAACCAAAACUACUUUAAAAACUCAAAACAAAACAAUCAACCUCUAAAACACUUGUCGGUUGUUAUACACUAUAUAUACCUACAUACACCUGUGCAAGAAACUAUACAUAAUCAAACUCGUUUUUGUUAUAGUGUAUGACAUUGGGAAAGCCAAGAAUUUUUUUGAGGGGUCACUUAUAUUAUAUGAUAAAGAUGUCGGUAGUGGUAUCGAGCCCGGAUCCAUGGGUUCAUAGAAACUCCUUUCAUCCUAAAGGAUUUUAAUGCAGAGAAUGGAUACAUUUGUUCUCGUUCAUGCUUAUUAAGUUAUUUGGGUUAAUCAUUUAUGUUCGUGUGUGUACAAAGUUUCCUUCUUUUAAGGUUGUAAGAUUUGCUUAUUCCAAAUAUUGUGUUUACUUGGUCAUCUACUUUUCACCAUAACAAUGUAUAUGCUUGUGGUUAGUGUGUAUGUUCAUGUUUAUUGUAAGUGUUUUUUUUCCAUGGUUGUUAUUUGUUCGUGUUCUGAUCUAAUAUGACAAUUGCUUAUUAUUUUCAAGAAAUGAAAUGUAAUUGAGAACGAUUUUUGUUUUCUAGUGAACACUGUUGGUUAUUGUUAUAAUUAACACCAAUACAUAAACAUCCACUUGCAAUCGCAAGAAACAAGCACAAUCAAAAGUCACUGUUAUAUAUGAGCGUGUCUAAAAUCAUACAUGAAAAGCUCAUAAACAUAUUAGAUCAUAAGGUUGAACACUUUGGAGGAAUGGUCUCUUGAGUACACAUCACGGGUCCGUAAUCGUCUGCAUUGUGUAUUGGGCAGACAGUGCGACUAGGGACAAGCGGUACCACUCUUACAUGGCGCAAAAUGGUCCUAGUUGGCUUAAAGUUCAGCUUAUCUGCGAGGCUAAUUCGGCCUAGCCCUCAACUAUCUCUGCGGAAUCAAGGAAUGGGAGACUUGUGUCAUUUGCCUUUCAUAGGCUCUGUUUUUCUCCCACCUUCACUGUUGACACUACUGGUGCCUGUUGGUGUUUUUUUAUAUUCUGGUAUUCUGUUUGGUAGGUUGUGCUGAUCUUAAUGAUUGUACGUUCAAACAACCUUUUAACACUUUGAUUUAAUAUGUGACAAAAGAUAAAACAUAUUAAAUCAUUGGACACAAAGUGGAUUACAGUUUGUCUAGGCCGGAAAUUUCUAAACAACAACAAAUCAUUACCCAUUCUCAAUUCAAUGGUUGUUUCAAAAUUUUAAACAUUAAAGGCAAUAUUUAUAGACACGAGAAAACUGUAUGAGACUUAAUUAACAAGCUUUUAAUAAUUUCUUCAGAAGUUAAUAGCUAAGCAAAAGAAACGGAUUAAAGCAAAGGAUAAAUAAAAAUAUGGCUUCGCCCGGGUUCGAACAGGAGACCUUCAGUGUGUUAGACUGACGUGAUAACCAACUACACCACGAAACCUUGUUGCCAAUUUUCACCCUACGUUUUAAAUAACCGUUUAUAGUAUCAACUUCCGACAUUACUUUUGUCGGCUCACCUUUCAACUUCCGUUGAACUCUCCUCUUCGUCUCGCUCUCUCUCUCGCUCCCGCCCAAAGAGAAAACUUUCGAGAUGGCGACCGGAUUAGAUAUGUCUCUGGACGACAUGAUCGCCAAGAACCGCAAGUCUCGUGGAUCCGGAUCCCAACCGGGUCCGACCCGCCGCAACAACACUAAUCGUAAAUCCAACCGAUCUGCUCCGUACCAAUCAGCCAAGGCGCCGGAGUCCACCUGGGAACACGAAGCUUUCCCUUCCCGGUCAACCCGUUCUUCCGCCGGGAUCGAAACCGGGACGAAGCUCUACAUCUCCAAUUUGGAUUACGGGGUCAUGAACGAUGACAUCAAGGAACUGUUUUCUGAGGUUGGGGAACUUAAACGCUACACAGUACACUUUGACAGGAGUGGAAGAUCAAAGGGAACUGCUGAAGUAGUAUACUCUAGGCGUGGUGAUGCAAUAGCAGCUGUGAAAAAGUACAAUGAUGUUCAGCUGGAUGGGAAACCCAUGAAGAUAGAGAUCGUGGGCUCCAAUCUUCAGACCCACUCUGCUAGACCAGGGAAUGCAACUUUCAAUAGUGGUUCAAGGCGAGGAGGACAAGGGAGAGGUGGUCAACAACAACGUGGUGGUGGUCGUGGCAGGCGUCCUGGCAAGGGUCCAGCAGAGAAGGUAUCUGCUGAAGAUCUUGAUGCGGAUCUUGAUAAGUACCACGCAGCAGAUAUGGAGACCAACUGAGGCUGCUCUUUGUGACAAAAAAAAAAAAAAAAAAAAAACUGAGGCUGCUCUUCUCAAACCGCGAGUGGGAUGAUUGAGAAAGAGAAGAUAGAAAACUUUUUGCCUGCUGAUUAGCCCUCCAUGGCUGUGUGUUGUUGAUUUGUUUUUCUUACAAGUGACCCUUUAGAUUUGCGAAUCUGUGUUUAGACUUUGUUAUUGUUGUCUUAACAAAUAGGCUCAACACGUCGCCGUUUACAUAAUAUGGGCUGUCAAAUUUUAUUUUAUUUUAUUUUUUAACACG
This is a messenger RNA of Brassica rapa (field mustard), 3392 nucleotides long. Its product is annotated as THO complex subunit 4A. Gene Ontology annotation, molecular function: mRNA binding. NCBI's taxonomy places the organism in Eukaryota, Viridiplantae, Streptophyta, Magnoliopsida, Brassicales, Brassicaceae. Gene Ontology annotation, cellular component: nucleus. Gene Ontology annotation, biological process: mRNA export from nucleus. The record is from RefSeq and is a predicted model, not a curated record.